This is a messenger RNA of Harpia harpyja (harpy eagle), 4050 nucleotides long. It is a transcript of the gene AOAH, whose product is annotated as acyloxyacyl hydrolase. Gene Ontology annotation, biological process: lipopolysaccharide catabolic process; negative regulation of inflammatory response. The record is from RefSeq and is a predicted model, not a curated record. Gene Ontology annotation, molecular function: calcium ion binding; acyloxyacyl hydrolase activity. The transcript is spliced from 22 exons. Bases 26 to 1807 code for a protein of 593 amino acids. Lineage: Eukaryota; Metazoa; Chordata; Aves; Accipitriformes; Accipitridae.
CGGGAGCGCUGAGCCAGAGCUGUUCAUGCAACCCUUGUGGUCCUCCCAGGCCAGCAGGAUGAGGGGAUCUAGGCAAACAUUCUUUAAUUUAUUCUGCAUCCUCUGGCUCCCGAUUCUGCUGAAGGCUGCCUCUUCUCCCCCUCUCCCCCGUGGAAACGACCCACCGACUGCUUCACUCUCCUCCAGGCUGUACAAAGGACACACCUGCGUUGGAUGUGUGCUUGUGGUGUCUGUAAUUGAACAGCUUGCACAGUGGCACAACAGUACAGUCAAGGCAGCCAUGGAGAGACUGUGCAACUACAUACCUGAAAAACUGCAAGGCUUCUGUUACGUACUUGCUGAACUUUACGGACCACACAUAGCUGAACUCAUAGACAGGGAAAUGAAUGCCGAUGUGGUCUGCCAUUCCUUGAAACUGUGUAAACAGGAUCCAGGACAACUGCUUUGUCAUCUCUAUGCUCCUCCAAAGGUGGGACUGAGUGCUGCAAUAAGGAAAGCAAAAAGCGUUAUGAAGACUUCUAAGGAUCUGAAAAGCUUCACGGGGUUCUCAAGUGUAUGUGCAUUUCCUCUUCUGGCUAACCUGUGUGAGAAGAUUAAAUAUGUUAUGAGAAAUAAACUGCCUUUUGAAGAUUUUGAUGGAGAUAAAUUUAGUACUUUCCCGACAUUGAGGGGCUAUCACUGGCGAGGCAGAGACUGCAAUGACAAAAACACCACUGUGUACCCUGGCAGACGUCCUGAUAAUUGGGAUGUGAAAAGUGACUCUAACUGCAAUGGCAUAUGGGGCAUGGAUCCAAAAGAUGGAAUUCCCUAUGAGGAGAAAUUCUGCAAAGGUGCAGACUCACAAGGGGUCGUGCUGUUGGGAGACUCAGCCGGUGCUCACUUCCACAUCCCUCCCGAGUGGAUGACCGUCACGCAGAUGUCAGCGAAAUCGUUUGCUAAUCUCCCAAUGGCUUUCACUGACGAGCUUGACUGGCCCCAGUUCUCAGAGAUCACUGGAUUUCUGAACUCCACCAUCGGAGGCUGGACAGACUCUCUGUAUCUACGUUUACGCAGGAGAAAUCGCUGUAAUCACAGAGACUUACAGAACAUAUCCCAAAAUGGUGGUUCUUCAGGAAACCUCCUCUAUUUAAUAAAAAGCUUGGCCAGAAACCAGCUGUUGGACAAUCCAGCCAUAGUUGUCUAUGCUACAAUUGGGAAUGAUGUCUGCAAUGGGAACCGUGACACGCUGGCUCACAUGACUACACCCAAAGAAAUGCUCUCCAAUGUGAUGCAAGCUCUGCGAUAUCUGGACUCCCGUCUUCCAAACGGCAGCCAUGUGAUUUUAACAGGCCUGGUAGAUGGCCGCUUUCUCUGGGAUAACCUGCAUGACAGAUACCAUCCUCUAGGGCAGCUGAACAGGGACAUCACGUACAGUCAAAUUUAUUCUUUCCUCGACUGCCUCCAGGUGAGCCCCUGCAGUGGCUGGCUGACCCCCAACGAGACCCUCAGGAAUUUGACCUCAGAGAGAGCUUUACAACUUUCCAAUGUCCUGAAAGAAAUAGCAAGAUCUGAGAAAUUUGCCAACUUUGAUAUUUUCUACAUGGAUUUCCCACUGAGACAAACGGCCGAGGAGUGGCACAAGAUGGGAGGUGAGCCCUGGCAGCUGAUUGAACCAGUCGAUGGCUUCCACCCCAGCCAGAUUGCUGCAGCCCUUGGAACAAGAAUUACCUGGCAGAAGGUGCUACAUGAAUGGCCUCAAGUGCUUGGAAGGGAGAAUCCAUUCAAUGACCAGAUUGAAGCUAUAUUCAAAGAUCAAGGUGGACACUGACUUCCAAACUGCCAGAGCCCUGACAUGGUUUACGGUGAUGCUUCCCAGUGCAUUCCACAAAACAAGAUGAUUAACAACACACACAAAAAAAGGGGGAGGGCAAGUUAUCGGAGCCAGUAGCAGCAGACAUAACACAACAGCACUCUUUUCGGUUUGUAUCUCACCUGCACUAGUAGGCCAUGCUUUUUCUGUGGAGCAACAAAAAUAAAAAUCAAAGGAUACCUGCCAGCUAGACCAUUUAUUGUACUGGUUUGCAAAUCUGUUCAAUUUUUUUCCAUAUAUAGCAAACUCCUAGCCCUACAUCUAUUUUUUUUUUUUUUUUCCCCUGCAAAACAUUAUUUCUGGGCUUUGCAUUUGUACUGUUUCAACAGUUAAUCUGAUCCCCAAAACGGGGCGGGGGGGGGGCAACCCAAACUCAUUAUGUUGCUAUAAAUUGUGUGUAUGUAAUUACCCUGACUGUCAAUACAUUAUUUAGCUGCUAUUUGCUUAUUAAAAUGUGCCAGGAAUAUCAAGGCACUAGAAUUUUGAUUUGCCUGGCAGCAUUAGUGCAGGCUCACUGAGCACAGGUUCUCUUCCCCCCCCCCCCCCACUAACAAGGUAGUAGCUUGACAACCCUUCAUGUAUUUAAAACAGGUUGCUUUUUCAACCUUUAGUACAUCUUUGCUCUCUUGCUUCCUAACAAAUAUGACAUAGCCAGUCCUGUAUCUUUUACAGGCAUGACCCAGGGAAUCACUGAAGAUACUGGGCAGCCCUUACCUGCUCUACUUCAUACACAGACUUGAAGGCUGAGAAUUACUAGUAGUUUUUUCACUAGCUUAUCCAAUGCUCUUAGCAAAUAAAUAUUAAAAAAUUACGAGGCAGCUCUACCCUACUCACAACCUUACUGGUGAUGAAGGGAUCAGAUAGCAUAAAAUGGCAUUAAUUACAGGUGGGAAAAAAAAUCUGGUAAAUAGAAAGUGUUAACAUGCCAUGACUAAAACCCAACAAAAUCUGCUCUUUGUUCUGAACACAUCCCUUGCCUAAGGCUGCAGUCCAAACUAAAGGAGAUGGCCUGGCUGCAUAUUGACCUUAGCACACUGGCCACAGCUGUAGGAGAUGCAUCUACUCAGUAUUUUGAAUAGGCAGAAGAUGACUUGGCUAGUGCUAUUUUGAUUGAAGCACGUAUUAUUGCUAUCCUAGAUCCUCUUCCUUUUUUUUUUAGAGUACAGUCAAUGCCGCAUCUUUUAUUAAGAUAGAAAUUCAUUUGGGACUACUACUAGCAUUUAAGUAAAUAUUCAAGUCACCUACUUUAGGAAACCAAAAGGGAAUACAUUUCUUAAUUGAAUGAUACUUACUAAUAAGGCCCCAAUUCAUUCAAGGCGUUUAGAUGUUACCAAAAUAUCCAGUCUCCCAAGAAACAGUUUCAACUCCACAGAGACAUGCUUGAGGAAGACUAUUUAGCAUUGGAAGGAAAAGGAAAUCUACCUGCUUCCUGUACAAAUUCUCUCUACCAAACAGCAUAACAUUUGAUGCACACUGGCCAGGUAGAACACCUUCUACCUAUUUUUUUAUUACAUAUCCAGGCUUCCUAUCUUUCAUUAAAAACAGCACAAGGACAGAAACAAGUGCAUCCACAUGGUUUUACUAUAGACCAAGUACAGCACAGACAAUAAUUACAGAAUAUCAGAUAAUUUCCUCUACACCAAAAUACAGAAAUGUAGCAAUUAAAAGGGGGAAGGGAACAGUAUGUGUUUAGAAGCCAAAUUUUCAGGCAAUUUCAUUGCAAAUUAUUGUAUUUCAUUUGAGGUUGGGAUUUAAUAACGCCAAUUAGGAGUUUUACAAGCUACUAAAACUGAAAUUUCCUCAGCUAAAAUAAGCUUCAUUGCCCAGAGCAAAGCAUUUUCCAUUUAUAGAGUUUCUUAUUAGUGAACAUCUUGAAUUUCUGAACAAUGGAAAAAAAAAAAAAAGCUUUCUUAUAAAAUUAGAACAGCAUCUUCUCGAAGACAACCUGAAACCCACACAGCUGAAUCCCAAAGCAAAGCUCUGAUUUGCCCAGUAUAAUUGCUCCAUACAUGAUACGGGGUCUCUGAGGGACUUCAUGACUGGCUGAAGGAGCACUAACCAAACCCUAUGUCCUCAUGCCUCAGAGGUGAGCUCUGCAGUUCAGAAUUAGGCUGGAUACAGAAAUUUGAUUUGUAACUAAUGUAGUAACCAUUUGCAAAUAAAGGUGAAUUUCAGGCCUAUUAAGCCGUCAGCUUUUACAA